AUGUCGUCAACUCCAUUAAACGAGGAGAAUUUAUUACAGCAAACAACAGAAGAAUCCCCUGCCUCUUCAAUUUGUUCCCAACAUAUUUUUGCUUUUGAAUGUCAAAAUUCAAGUUGUUGUGCUUCUUAUCAUCAACGAUUUUUAAUGCUUUUAUUUUCAAUUUUUAUUUUUAUAAUUGCUUUAAUUGUUUUUAUUUUUAUGAUAAUUUCUGUUCAAUGGAGACCUUUAAGUUUGAGACAAAGGUAA
This is a messenger RNA of Meloidogyne enterolobii, 246 nucleotides long. The record is from the annotation of a GenBank genome assembly. Lineage: Eukaryota; Metazoa; Nematoda; Chromadorea; Rhabditida; Meloidogynidae.